Messenger RNA from Prosopis cineraria, 1969 nucleotides. RefSeq names its product O-fucosyltransferase 31. NCBI's taxonomy places the organism in Eukaryota, Viridiplantae, Streptophyta, Magnoliopsida, Fabales, Fabaceae. The transcript is spliced from 10 exons. The record is from RefSeq and is a predicted model, not a curated record. Bases 240 to 1805 code for a protein of 521 amino acids.
ACUGAAACUUUCCCAUUUCUUUGCCUUUUAACUUAAUUUCCCAAAUCGCUGGAGUUUCCACCUCCGCCUGAGCUUCGAUUAUUUCUUCCACUUUUCAACCAUAGUCCAAUAGGAGUGGGGAACUUUUUCUCUCGGUUGAUCAUCCGCUCCGGACGAUCCAUAGAGCCAUUUAGUUAUUGCUCCCUCGAUUAUGUAAAACUCUUAGUAUGAUUCAUUGAUCUAAAAAUCUUUUGAUUCUUAUGGCGACAACAAAGCUUUUCUUGUACAAUCACCUAAGCCACUCUCAUAAAGCCGCCUUUGCUGGGGUUUUCGUGAUUCUGUUGCCGGCUUUUGUUCCCAAUCUGUUUGGUCCUUUAGGUGGCGCUUCGCCUUUAAUGUUCUCUGAGUGGAAUGCUCCAAAACCGAUGCACGAAGCUCUAUUAGAGGGUGCGUUGCAGCGCCAAAUUUUUCAGUCUGUUGAUCAACAAAUCAGCCUCUGGUCUCCAUUAGCCAACCAAGGAUGGAAACCCUGUAGUGAGUCUCCGAAAUUGCCUUCAAAACCUGUAAAGUCUCAGGGUUAUAUCCAGGUUUUCCUUGAUGGAGGGCUGAACCAGCAGAAGAUGGGGAUAUGUGAUGCUGUUGCUGUUGCUAAAAUUUUGAAUGCAACACUGGUGAUCCCACAUUUUGAAGUGAAUCCUGUUUGGCAAGAUUCAAGUUCAUUUGCAGAAAUAUUUGACGUGGACCACUUCAUUAGUGCCCUCCAUGAUGAUAUAACUAUAGUGAAUGAGCUUCCUAGUGACUAUUCUUGGAGCACUCGGGAGUAUUAUGCCACAGGCAUAAGAGAUACCAGAAUAAAAACCGCUCCAGUUCAUGCUAAUGCUGACUGGUAUAUAGAAAAUGUCCUGCCUGUACUUAAGAGUUAUGGAAUUGCUGCUAUUGCACCAUUCUCUCACCGUUUGACUUUCAACAACUUGCCCCCAGACAUCCAGCAUCUUCGUUGUAAGGUCAACUUUGAGGCUUUGAUUUUUGUUCCUCAUAUCAGGGAAUUAGGAGAGACAAUUGUUCAUCGCCUCCGCUAUAAUCCUAGCGUAAACAAAGUAGCAGGGAAUAGGUAUAUGCUGGAGGGGGCUAAAAAAUCUGGAAAUCAGCAGAGUGGGAAGUUUGUUGUCUUGCAUCUGCGUUUUGACAAAGAUAUGGCUGCUCAUUCAGCCUGUGACUUUGGAGGUGGGAAAGCUGAAAAACUUGCUCUGUCUAAAUAUCGGCAGGUUAUUUGGCAAGGAAGAGUGUCAAAAUCUCAAUUUAGCGAUGAGGAGCUGAGAAACCAGGGCCGUUGCCCACUUACACCUGAAGAAAUAGGAUUGCUCUUGGCAGCUUUGGGGUUCAACAAUAAGACGCGGCUUUAUCUUGCAUCCCACAAGGUUUAUGGUGGCAAAGCUAGGAUAGCCACUUUAAGCAAAUUAUUUCCCCUAAUGGAAGAUAAGAAGAGCAUAGCCUCAGCUGGUGAACGCUCCAAGGUUGAAGGCAAGGCAUCUUUGUUAGCUGCUGUUGAUUAUUAUGUGAGCAUGCACAGUGAUAUCUUCAUUUCUGCUUCCCCAGGCAACAUGCACAAUGCUCUGGUGGGUCAUCGAGCUUAUUUGAAUCUCAAGACUAUCAGACCAAACAUGGCACUGCUGGGUCGGCUAUUUCAGAAUAAAAGCAUGGACUGGUUAGAAUUUCAACGUGCGGUUCUUGAUGGGCAUAAGAACAGACAAGGGCUUAUCAGAUUAAGGAAGGAGACGCAAUCAAUCUAUACUUAUCCUGCUCCUGAUUGCAUGUGUGGAGCUUGACGUGAACUGGUUUACCUCCAGCACUUGUAAAUUAAUCCAUAGUACUGCUCCAUGCGGUUUAUCCCUGUUCUGUGUUCACUAUUUAUCAUGCCACUCCGAGGUUUUGACCAACUGUUGCAGAAGAUUCGAGAUCUAAGUAAUAUUAUUUUUAUUUUUAUUUUUUU